This is a messenger RNA of Mizuhopecten yessoensis (Yesso scallop), 6626 nucleotides long. Its product is annotated as proteasome-associated protein ECM29 homolog. The record is from RefSeq and is a predicted model, not a curated record. Gene Ontology annotation, cellular component: nucleus; cytoplasm. The transcript has 48 exons. Gene Ontology annotation, biological process: proteasome assembly. The coding region runs from base 1 to 5478 and encodes 1825 amino acids. NCBI's taxonomy places the organism in Eukaryota, Metazoa, Mollusca, Bivalvia, Pectinida, Pectinidae. Gene Ontology annotation, molecular function: molecular adaptor activity.
AUGACAUUAUCGUUUGUAGCCCUGAUUGAGAGGGUAUUCCUCCGUAUUGGAUCUGCAGAAACGGAUGAACAAUUCCAGACAGCACUUGGAAAAUUCCUGUCCCCUGUAAUAUUGAAACUGAACAGUUCGGAUGAAUCCGUCAGAAAGAAGGUGAUGGAGCUGUUGGUGCACAUCAACAAGCGAUUGAAAAGUCGUCCCAAUGUACAGCUUCCAGUGGAUACUCUCAUCACACAGUUCCAGGAUCCUUCAGCUUCAUCCAUUAUCACAAACUUUUCCAUCAUCUACAUCAAGAUGGGGUUUCCACGCCUGGACAAGGAGAAGCAAGCCACUCUUGUCCCACUGCUGAUAAACUGUCUGAAGGGCAAGCCACAAUCACAGAGAGACAAUCUGUUGCAGCUUUUGAUACCAGCCAUGCAGUACAUCAAGUUCCCGAGUGAUGCCAAACAGCGUCAGAUUGUAUACGGCCUGACAGAUCAGCACCAGACAUCAGGGUUGCUACUCGAUUACAUGAUGGAUCUCCUCCUCCUUCCAUACAGUGCCCACGUGGCAGCCCUCCAGAGCAGGCCUUCAUCUGCUCAGCCUAACGCGACACCCCAACCUCCAGCACCUGUCACCCCUACUCCUCCGGGCCUCAGUGAGUACUCCUUCAAGAGAGUAACAGGAGACAAUGCCCUCACACCAGAAUCAUUGGAAAAGACAAAGAUAGGGGUGCUCAAGUUUUUAGGGGCAGGCAUUUUAACUGAGGAGGAUGUUAUCUGUCACUAUGUUGUAGCUGCUGCAGACACCCGACACAGUGUUGCAACAGCUGCUGACCUUGAACUUAAACGGAUAUUAGGGAGUGUAGACUGGAAUAACCAGGCCAUUAUAAAGAAGCUGUUCAGUGUAUUCCAAGGGACAACUGACAUCAAAGGAAAGACACAAACGAAGCCCGAGUUAAAACGGAGACCAGCUUGUACUCGUAUACGUCUCAAGAUAUUCCCUUACUUCCUGAAAUCCAGAGAAGCUUGCAACACAUUUCCGUCCUGCAUACAGGUGAUUUUUGACUGUCUGUAUGGACAGACAACCAAUGCUAAGCUGAAGCUGAUGGCAACCCAAUUUGUACACCAUCUCUGUCUACACUGUACAGAUAACAAGUUCACACCUAUAGCUCCAGUACUGCUGUCUGGUAUGGUGAAGCUAGUAGGAGAAGCUACAGAGGAUGCCAAGUUACGAAGUUUGGCAUAUGUGGCAGCUGGCAAAAUUGUGAGGCGAUUCCCGCAGCUUGUCAGUAAAGACAUCAGCAUAGUUCAGAAGUUUUUUGAUGCCAUGUGUCAGGAGGAGGCAGACACACGUAUCUCAGUACAGGAAGCCUUGUCUCUUAUGUCUGAGGCUUUCCAGGACAUCAGUGGUACCAACACAACACUCAUGGAGGCACUCAUAAUGCAGAACAUUGACAAGGAGCAGCCCCAGGCUCGUCUGAUGGCAGUGCAGUACGCCAAGGCUGUGUUCCCCUCGGACCACAUGCCGUCCAGAUACGUCCUGUUACUGGCCUGUGGUGACAAUAAGGAAGACAUACGUACAGAAGCCAUGAAGGGGCUGAAAUCUAAACUUACUGCAGAGAGUAUGCCACUCAAGUCCCCGGCUAAAAAGGAACCACUAAAGAUGCCGAAAUUCCAGAGUGCCAUGACAUACAUCAAACAAAAGGCAGAUCAACGAGUGAUGACGCAGCACAAAGUGACGGCGGGGAACCAUGUCAUGGCCUUCAACUCUAUAGCCUAUGAACAGAUGGUACUGUAUCUGAGGUCAUGCCUGGCCUGUGAGGCAGGUGUUGUCCCCAACAUUGAGUCCCUGAGUGAUAUGCAGGACCAAGCUCCGGCUGUAUCCAAAUUCUUGUUGGGGAUGCUGGACUCCGACUCCCUACAGACAUACAUUGACUUCAUUAAACAUCUACUCACUGUCGUUGGAGGAACAUCAAGCAUGUACUGUCUGUUAGAACUAGUGUCCAUGGCACCGACAAAACUCUCCUCACAAUUCAUGAAGAACUUGGACUGGAUAAAGCGCUACAUUUUCUCCAGUAAGGAUGAUCUGAAGACAUAUGCCAGCCAGCUACACGCCACUGUCCUUUGUAACCAACCAGACAAGUCAAAGAUCCACGAGGUUGUCAUGGAAUUAUCUGACAAAAUUUCUAGCAAAAGUUUUGAAGUACAACAGGGAUCAAUCAUCGCCUUGGGUUACCUAAUAGGUCUUUACCUAAGAUUAAAUUCAAACGGUAUGGAGACGGAUAGCAACGUGGAUGCCAAGCUGUCCACUGCCAUGGGGACUGCUGUACACGCUAUAGUGAAACUCCUGAAGCCCACAGACGAGGUUCCUGAUCCUAUGUUGCCCUCUAUAUGUCUUGCCAUUGGGGAGAUUGGCAGGAACUCAGCACUGCUGCUGCCAUCUGGUGGGGAAGGAGACAGUGAGGAAAACACAACCAAGUUUUCUUUAAUUAAAGUUCUCUUAAAGAUGGUUACAUCAGGAAAGGAGACCAACAAGACAAAGGAGAAGGCAGCGCUGUGUCUGGGCUACAUAUGUGUGGGCGAGGAGGAAUUCCCCUAUCGUCGAAAAGUGAUCAAGGAGAUGAUGGAGGCUGCUCAGGCCAAACAGAUAGAGUUGAACAUGACCAUGGGGGAUGCCUUGGUGUUCAGUGCCCAGGGUAUCACGUCGUCUGCAGCUAGGGACGUGUGGACAGAGACCGAGGAGGAAUUCAAUAGCCGGACCAGUAAGAGUGUCAAUGAAGUGGCUUGGUACUUGGACCUUCUGCUCAACAAGUACAUAGUCAACGUUAACCCACAUCUGCGGCAGGCUGCCUGUAUAUGGCUACUGGCAUUGGUGAAGAGCUGCAAUACACACGAAGCACUGCAAUCAAAUCUUCUCCAGAUCCAGAGAGCAUUUAUGAAGAUGUUGUCAGAAAAUGAUGAUGUAACCCAGGACAUUGCUUCUAAAGGCCUCGGUCUGGUGUAUGAGGUGUGUUCCCCGAAACAGAAAGACGAGCUCGUGUCCGAGCUGGUUGACACACUCAUGACUGGAAAGAGGGCAAAGCAAGAAGUAACUGGAGAGAGCAAGAUCUUUGAACAGGGAUCUAUUGGCAAAACUCCAGACGGUGGAAGUCUAUCAACAUAUAAAGAGCUAUGUUCAAUGGCCAAUGAUCUCAACCAACCUGACCUCAUCUACAAGUUUAUGCACUUAGCGAAUCACAAUGCUAUGUGGAACUCCAAAAAGGGAGCAGCGUUUGGAUUCGGCACUAUAGCUGCCCAGGCCGGGGAACAGUUGGCACCAUACUUACACAAGCUUGUACCCCGACUUUACCGCUACCAGUUUGACCCUAACCCUAAGAUACAGCUGGCCAUGAGUAGCAUCUGGCAGGCUGUUGUACAGGAUAACAAGAACACAGUAGAUAAAUACAUGAAGGAAAUUGCGACGGACUUGGUAAAGAAUCUCACCAAUAAUCAGUGGAGAAUUAGAGAGUCCAGUUGUCUGGCUGUGAGUGACCUGUUACGGGGACGACCCCUAGACGACAUCGUGGACCUCCUACCUGACUUGUGGGAGGCCUGCCUUCGGGUCAGAGAUGAUAUCAAGGAGUCUGUUCGGAAUGCUGCAGAUGUGGCUUGUAGAGGGCUCAGCCGUGCAUCUAUUAAGAUAUGUGAUAUCAACUACGGGAAGAUUGGGGAGCAGGCUACGAAAGCUGUACUUCCUUGUUUACUGAAAAACAGUAUUCAGAGUUCUGUGUCUGAUGUCAGGGCUAUAGGGUUAUCUACCAUACUGAAGAUCAGUAAGAAUGCAGGAUCCCUGUUGAAGCCACACAUUCCUAUCCUGGUUACAGCCUUACUGGAGGCAGUCAGUGGUCUGGAGCCUCAGGUCCUAAACUACUACAGUCUCCGUGUGUCUGACAGCCAGGCCGCCCAAGAUCGGCUGGACAGUGCAAGAAUAGCUGCAUCUAAGAUGUCUCCGAUGAUGGAAACAGUUAACUUGUGUGUCCAGUAUGUAGAUGAAGAAGUGCUGACAGAGUUAGUUCCCCGUCUUACAGAUCUCAUUAAAAGUGGAAUAGGUAUCGGUACAAAGGCCGGAUGUUCCAGUUUUGUGAUCUCGCUCGUCCAUCACUGUCCGAAGGAUCUUACACUACAUGCAGGGAAAUUAAUGGGAGCUUUUUUGACGGGUAUAAAUGAUCGUAACUUAUCUGUGAAAAAAGCAUACGCAUCAGCAUUAGGAUAUCUAGUCAAGGUGGCUAAGGACAGCAGUGUAGAGAAGCUCAUUGCCAGGCUACGGUCGUGGUACCUAGAAAAGGAAGAGGAGUCAGCUAGAUUGGCAUGUGGGUUAACUCUACACUCCAUGAGCCUGCACAGCCCAGACAUCUUAAAGAGACAUGCCACUCAGGCCAUGCCUCUUGCCUUUUUUGCUAUGCAUGAACAAAAACCAGAGGAAGAAAAAUCCAAGAGCCCGGAGGACAGUCUGUCGAUCUGGGACGAAGUGUGGCUGGAGGUCACCCCAGGUACGGAGGCAGGAAUACGACUAUACAUCCAGGAAAUUGUAGAGCUGCUGAGAGAAAGCAUUGAGUCCCAGUCCUGGAUCACUAAGGCUCAAGCAGCACUCUCCAUGGCAACGGUAGCUUCUAAAUUAGAGGCCCAGCUAGGGCCACCUCACCUAGGCAACCUGCUGUCCGCUCUUCUGAUUGGUCUACAAGGCAAGACGUGGACAGGCAAGGAGGCACUCUUACAAGCUGUUAAAACUGUGUGUACCUCAUGCAGAAAAUCUAUAGAGAAUUCAAACACAGAAAGCCAGCCCUCUAUUUCACAGGUUGUAGAGGCUGUGAUGAAGGAGUGUAGGAAGGAAAGACUGGCCUAUAAGCUAGAGGCCCUACAGUGUAUGGGUAGUAUACUGGAGGAGUACAAACUGGACCACUUCAAAGACAUGUGGGACAUCUUAUCACCAACCCUCCUCAAGAAGGACAAAGAGGGUGAGGAUGACGAGAUCAAACCAGAACAGAAACAGAACCAGUUGUUAUGUUACUAUGAUGUCCUAGGGCAAGCUUGGCCCUACUCACAACCCACUCAAGAUGAAUACUCACAAAGAUUCCAUGAACUGUUAUGUUCGUCCCUUCCCAGGAACACGUGGAAGAUCCAGACCAGCUUAUUGAGAACCACCUACAAGUUUCUGGACAGACACUGUUGUUUCUGUACAAAGUCUGUAUCAGAGGAUCCUAAGCGGUGUAAACCUCUGUUGGAGGGAACGCUCCAGGUGGUCAUUCCUUGUAUGGAAAAUCUGAAAUACACUGUGAUACGAACAGAAGCACUGAAUGUCAUCAGACUUAUAGUCAACAGGCUCAAAGAAAGCAGUAAACUAUCAAUAUUGUCGGACGCAAUCCACCAGCAGUUAAAGGAGUGUUUGACAGUUACGGCUACAGGAGAAACCAGCCCAGAGCUGCAGGAUAGUGCCAAGGAACUACUCAAAUCUGUUCACUGAUCAACAUCCUCAUCUCCAGUCCAUUUACUUGUCAUACAUGUCCCUCUAAACAUUUCAAGGUUACAGCAAACUUUAAAAAAAAAAUCAACUGAAAACUUGUGUUUAUUCAACAUAAAAUUCAAGGUUGUAUGGACAACAUUUGUCGAAGAAAAAAUGGGAAGCUGAUUUUAGUUUCUUUAGUAUCAUGGCUAAGGUUAAUAAACUUUAUAAUCUAUAUUGAACAGGAUCAUAAAAUGAUUCUAUAUUUCCUAUUUGGACCAUGCACAAACUUUCUAAAUGGAAACCUCCAGACUUUUGUAUGCAGUGCCAUUUUCAUUAUAGAAACUAUAAAUGGGUCCUUUAAGGAGUAUCUUUUCACAAAGUUGUUAACGUGCAUAUUGUAUGGGGUUUCUACCUGGAAUAUCUCAUCGAAGGGAUUUGAUCCCUGUAACCAAUAUUCUCCCAGGCCAGUGUUGUUCUGUGAUACAAAGCAAGCAGUGAUAUUUAAAGGACAGUGAAUACAAUAAAUUUGUGUAUUGCUUUGAAAAGGAUAACUUAUUUCAAUUUCCGAAACCUUCUUAAUGUAAAUCAGAUGAUUUCCCUUAGGGAAACAAAAUAGAGACUUGAUCGUCAGUGAAGUGAACUUUUCCAUGGUUUGUUUUUAAGAUAUACUCUAGGAACACUUCCAAUAAACUUUAUUGAGUGGAAAUUCUCUUGCUUUUGAAUUUUUGAGAAAUUUUUACAAGCACAAAUUUCCAUUUUAUAACUGUUUUCAGAUAUUCCAGAUAUACCAGAAGGAGGUUAGCUUUAUUCUAACAAAGUGGAGACAGAUUAAAUGGUUAUAUAUAGUACAUGUACAAAAAUAAUGUACAAGUGAAAGAUGGAUUUAAUUUAUUACAUAUAAUGUACUAGAAACACAUAAGAUGUCAGUUUGAGACAAUUUGAGGAUUUGAAAAGAAUAGCUUAGAAUACUUAUUUGGGUUCAGUAGUUGUUGAACAGACACAAUUUCUUUUCAACAAGAAAAUAUUUGGUGACAAUUUUUAUGUUUCGUGUUCUUGAGUUGUUGAAACACUGUUUGUGUACUGUUAAGACUAUCAGUUUGUUUCUGCAUCUACUGAACAGGAGUUGAAGUUAUUGAUUUAUGAAGUAAUAAAACAAGAUUCUAAAA